AUGUCAAAGCCAUUGGAUUGGGCUCUUGUUGCGGCAAUCGUCGAUCAAGCAUUGCUUAUUCUCCGUACGGUAGCCGACGUGGAAGCUAAGCUCGUGAUGCGCUGCAGAAUGAGUGUCAAUAUUGUCAGGCUUAGCAGAAUAAUUGGAGAACGUCUACCCGGUAUUGUACUGAGAAAUAGCGUUUCUGGGCCAGGAUCAGGAAAGUUGGCCACUAGAAAGACAAGAGACGAAAUCAAUUUCACUGUCCUUGUCGAGGUCAUUGUCUCGGUACAUUGA
Fusarium venenatum is the source of this 276-nucleotide messenger RNA. The record is from RefSeq and is a predicted model, not a curated record. Lineage: Eukaryota; Fungi; Ascomycota; Sordariomycetes; Hypocreales; Nectriaceae.